This is a messenger RNA of Capsella rubella, 677 nucleotides long. Its product is annotated as em-like protein GEA1. NCBI's taxonomy places the organism in Eukaryota, Viridiplantae, Streptophyta, Magnoliopsida, Brassicales, Brassicaceae. Gene Ontology annotation, biological process: response to abscisic acid. The coding region runs from base 1 to 465 and encodes 154 amino acids. The transcript has 3 exons. The record is from RefSeq and is a predicted model, not a curated record. Gene Ontology annotation, cellular component: cytosol.
AUGGCGUCAAAGCAACUGAGCCGAGAAGAGCUCGAUGAGAAGGCGAAGCAAGGAGAGACCGUCGUCCAAGGUGGCACCGGCGGCAAAAGCCUCGAAGCUCAAGAGCAUCUUGCUGAAGGAAGGAGCAAGGGAGGGCAGACGAGGAAGGAGCAGCUAGGGCAUGAAGGGUAUCAAGAGAUAGGAAGCAAAGGAGGAGAGACAAGGAAGGAGCAGCUAGGACACGAGGGUUAUCAGGAAAUGGGACAAAAAGGAGGAGAGGCGAGGAAGGAGCAGUUAGGGCAUGAGGGUUAUCAGGAGAUGGGACGUAAAGGAGGAGAAGCGAGGAAGGAGCAGUUAGGGCAUGAGGGUUAUCAGGAGAUGGGACGUAAAGGAGGACUCAGUACCAUGGACAAAUCUGGUGGAGAGCGUGCGGAGGAGGAAGGGAUUGAGAUCGACGAGUCCAAGUUCACCAACAAGGGGAAGUAGCUAUGAGCUACUAGAAGUGUCCGCUGCCAAUAAUCCGUAGUAGAUAAUAUGAAUAAGUAACCUCUUGGUGUUGUGGAUGGCAGCGAGUGUUUUAACUAGUGUUUGUUUUGACUUUUAGUUGGUUUAGUGUUUUAUCUCAUGUGUGAUAUAGCUAGGUACGGUUUGUACUAACGGCAGGGUUGUAUCGCUCAAAUGUUUGUGAGUUUUUUGUU